CCUGGUGCCACCGCACCGUGUGAGCUUUCCGUCCCGUGCGGCCGUGCCGUCUCCCCAGCAAGCGGAAGCUUCUAGAACGUUCGCGGCGGGCCGGCGGCAGGCGCGAGAUGGUGGUGCUGCACGUGAAGUCGCCGGACGCGGAAGAGGAAACGGAGUUCCUGUACGAGUGCGCCGCCUCCACGGCCGUCGCCGACGUGGCAGCCGCGCUCGGCGCGCUCGCCGGCCUCCAGACUCGCCUCCUCUCCCUCUGCCGUCGCCUCCGAGUCCUGCGGUCUGCAGCGAGGUAUGCGGAUGCCGGUGCGGCUGCGGUGGGCGAGCUCGAGAGGGCGCUAGACGAGGCCGAGGCGUACGCCUCCAAGGAGCAAGUGCAGCACAACAGAUUCCUGUCCCCUCGUGCUCUAAGGGAACAUAUCAAGAACAUUGAGAAGAAAUGUGCUACUGCUCUUCAAGAACCUCCAGAGGCAUUGGAUCUGCAAAAAUCAUCAUCAGACAACAAGCAUGAGAGGAUACAGCUUUGGUGGGCUGGAAAAGAGCUAGCCAUGGACCACAAGCUAUGCGACUAUAUUGGUAUUAAUGAUAAAUCAAAGAUUGUUGUCAAGCUAACGCGAGCCCAUGAUGACCAUUGAUUGUGCUUCUGCCCCUUCAAUGCAAUCACAGUGUUGGUUACCUCUUGGAUAUUAUAUGGAAGCUGUCCAUAAGGAAAAAUCUUUCUCGAUGGCCAGCUUUGAGCAGAGUGUUUUGAGUUCCUGCAACAGACCAUCCAGCUUAACACUGUGAAAACCUGCACGUGACAUGUGGUCGGGUCGGCAGCUGAAAGGAAUUCUUGGUGCUUUGGUUGAAGAACCGGCAAAUGUUCUCCGAGGGAACUAACACUGUUCAUGGUGUCAUCGCGAGUUCAGGAACCGGCCAAGCAGUGGUUUUGGCAUGUCUCACCAAGGAUAAACCCUGUCCCAAUUACUUUAAACUAACCUACUGUUGAGUUUUGGAGCCACCUCCUAACAAAAUUUUAUCAAUAUUCUUAUGUCUGGCAGCUUGGAUCCAGGAAUCAAACAAACGAUGAAGUUGGUGCCUCCUGCCUGCAAACUACAGAAGACGACAGUCAUGCUCCAUGAUGAUGACCUAGUUAUUCGCUAAGGACGCACACGAACCAAAGUGUUGCUGCCAGUACAACAGGCUUUUGUCCCUUUUUCCAGUUUGUUGUGAUUGCAAAUCUCUCUCAUUCACCUUUCUUCUCCCUCAUCCUGAACACCAGAAGCAGAAAGGCAGAUGGUUUGCUCCAUUCCGUCCAUCCAUCUGGUGCUACUGUUGCUCAAGCCUGUGGGCUGUUGCUGUGGCUUUUUUAACAGCUGCCACAACCACAAGGAAGGAUGGAUGGUGAAGGAAUCUCUGUUCGUUUGUAUUGUGCUCUGCUCGCUGACCCUCUCUGUGGCUCUUAUCUGUGCGUGCUCAUGAUCUGGGGGCCUCUUGUGCUUGUUGGAUUGCAUGACCCAUCCCAAUCAGAUCCGAAGACAAGCCAUGGUGGGGGGAGGAGAGCUGAGAACUGGCGAUCAUUCAGCUCAAAGGUGCUCGCCUUUUCAGUGCCCAACGCAACUCGGCUUGCAGCUGUUCCAGGCACACCCCACAAAUACAAAAAGGUGCACCUCCAAACUCACAGGCAGUGGUAAAUCUAACAAGAGCACAUACAUUCAAAUGGUUUGCCUUCUUUCAGAAUGAAAAAGAAAAAACAUUCUAAGUGCCAGAAUGGCAUUCCUAUUCUAUUCCGGAUUUCUUCCAAAAAAUAUAUUCCGGAUUUGCCUAUCACUGAUGUGCUUUUGCUGAUCUGGUUGCGGACGCAUCAUUUGGAUGAUCUGAUGGGACCGUAAUCUUGUCCGGCAGAGUUCCUGGAAAGCAUCAUGUUGGCAAAAGCCCAAGCAUCCGCAAACGAUUUCAUGGACUGUCCAAAGCUUUGUUUCGAAGCCAAGGGAACGGGGAGAUCAUCUCAGAGGUGCGCCGUAGCGUGGAAGAAGAUGGCAUGGUUGGUAGUGCUACGUGCAGAGAGCUCUGCUUUUGCUUAAUAAGGAGUUAGGCUUGGAGUUGGAGACCUGGAGUGGUCUACGCUCCAGACUCCAGAGGUAGGUGGAAGCUCUGGAUCCCAUUCACUACAACAAUCAGACUGAUUUGUACACAGAAGUAUGGUAUGGUCAAGCGGCGUACUUGGGGGUGGAAUCAAAUCUGCCACCAAGUCAGUGCCACCCUUGCACCAUUUACUCACACACUGUGCCCUACCCUACCUCCCAAACAAUGGAGUGAGAGCACGAGCAGCAGCAGAAGCUUUGAGAUAGAUUAGAGAUGGAGAAGAACGGAGCAGGGAGAAGAAAAAGGAAACGAACCACCAAGAUCCACAGAUCAAAUGAGGAAAUUCUUUGCUCCAAGAAGAUCACAAAGAAUUUGACAGGGAAAAGAAUCACGGUACAUUGCGUCAUCAACAGCAAUCCACAGCACAUUGCUCAUCUUCACAAGC
Molecule: messenger RNA, 2500 nt
Organism: Panicum hallii
Lineage: Eukaryota; Viridiplantae; Streptophyta; Magnoliopsida; Poales; Poaceae
Product: cilia- and flagella-associated protein 298-like
Exons: 8
Coding region: 108-626 (172 amino acids)
Biological process (GO): regulation of cilium movement
Source: RefSeq, a predicted model, not a curated record